Messenger RNA from Chironomus riparius, 1410 nucleotides. Lineage: Eukaryota; Metazoa; Arthropoda; Insecta; Diptera; Chironomidae. The record is from the annotation of a GenBank genome assembly.
AUGCAUCCAUCAUUAAGUUCCGUGGAAUUUCACAAUGCACAAUCAGCAUCUCCAUUGCCAUGUAAAAAUAACAAUAAUAAUUUGACGAAUAAUGUGAAAAGUAAUGAGCAAACAAAGAGUGAUGAGAAACGUUUGGAUAAGCAAAGAGAUGCUUCACCGACUUCGUCGACAGUCAAGCCACCGUAUUCAUACAUUGCACUAAUAACAAUGUCAAUCCUCCAAUCACCACAGAAAAAGUUAACUUUAAGUGGAAUAUGUGAAUUCAUAAUGAACCGGUUUCCAUACUAUAAAGAAAAAUUUCCAGCAUGGCAGAAUUCAAUUAGACACAACUUAAGCCUAAACGACUGCUUCAUAAAAGUCCCCCGAGAGCCAGGAAAUCCAGGCAAAGGAAACUUUUGGACACUCGAUCCCCUCGCUGAAGACAUGUUCGACAACGGAAGCUUCCUACGACGAAGAAAGCGCUACAAACGAGUACAACUACACCCAAAUCUUCCAUUUACAAACAUGUUUGGACCAUUUCAUCCAUUUUGGAUAAGAAAACCAGUUCCUGUAAUUCCCUCACUUCAAUUUCCACCCAACAUGCAUCAUCAUCCGUCGGCAUCACAUCCACCAAUGGCGCAUCAUCAAAACUCAUUUAAUUCAAAUUGUGUUCCAUUUAGUUUCAUAAAUUUUCGAGGAACUAAUCAUUCAGUGAUGCAAUCGAGUGAAAUUGAUGAUCGAAAGUUAUCGAAUCAUAAAAAAGAAUAUUUUGAUAGUGCAACAAUUGAAUCAAUUAAAAAUGAACUGUUUAGUGCUAAUAAUAAUCUUGUGGCUAGUGGGAAGUUUAAUAAUAAUGAAAUGCAGCACUCGCAACAAAAUAAUUUUAAUAGUGCAACAACGACAGCGACGGCUAUAAAUAAUUCUUAUGAGGAUGAAGAUUUUAAUAAUGAUAAUAUUGACGUUGAAACAGAUUCCGAUAAUGAUCAGCACAUGAGUGAUGUAAAACAAUUAAAUUAUCAUAAUUUAAGUGAUUCAACAACAAUUAAAAGUGAGGAAUGGAAUAAAAUUAUGAAAAAUACAAUGAUGCUCAAGUCCAAUCAUAUCGAGCAUUUAAUUGCAUCUGGAAAUGAUUCAAACUCUCCAUUACCGCCAUUCCUACAAAGUGAUGCCAACCAAAAUAAUGUAGAUACAAAAAUAAUAUCUAAUGACAUUAAAAUUGAUUCCGAUACAGAUCAAACAAUCAGUGGUACAAAAGACAGUAAAGUCAAACGAUCCGUGUACGCAACGGAUGAUGAUGACAAUGAGUUCUUUCACGAUUCCUUUACGGAGCAUAAUUUGUUAAAUUUAAGUGAUAAGAAAAAGGGAAAAUAUGGAAAUACGAAAGGAUUUAGUAUAGAGAAUUUAAUCGGUAGAAUAGUUGAGGAUAGAUAA